Seminavis robusta is the source of this 1032-nucleotide messenger RNA. The record is from the annotation of a GenBank genome assembly. Lineage: Eukaryota; Bacillariophyta; Bacillariophyceae; Naviculales; Naviculaceae.
AUGAAACGUCACAUACAGCAAGCUGGUAAAAUAUUGGGGACUGGCGACUUGAACAGGGCAAAGAAAAUCUAUCGAAAAGCACAGAAACUAGACCCACGCCGCCCGGAAGCCUUCCAAAACGUCUCUGCCUGCUUUGUUCACUCAGGUCAAUGUGAAGAGGCUAGAUAUUACAUGCAAGAGGCAGUAAAACGCUAUGCAUUUGCUGCAUUGAUAGGAUAUCGCGGAGACAGAAAGCUGCAUGAAAGUGAGAUCACCCAAGUCAUUGGGGACUGGGCUAGUGAUCUUUUCAUUCUGUCUGAAGGUUAUGAUUCCAAGAACGAAGAAGGAAACCGCAGCCCCCCACCAAACUGGUGGCUUCAGGAUGGGAUGUUCAAAAGGAUCACAAAGGUGGCACUCAAUACAGCCAUGGCUUGUAUCAAAGAUCCAAACUUGCAUUGUAAAGAUCCGCAGGAACACCGCCGCCAUAUUUUAAUGUGGUCAGCCUGGCGGGUGCGUACGCUCACUAGAUUUCUCAGCCAAGAUCACGAUGCGACUUUGCCUUUGUCUCGUACAGCCGAAGAGUUCAGGGAAGUGGCCGAACUCUGCCUGUUUCUAUCCGCAAAUGUAAACGCCAAAGGAGAAGAGAAGGAUGGUUCUGUUUUAGAUGAAGAAGGCAUCAAUAGUCUUUUGGCUGGGGGGAUUUCUGCAACAGUUUGCAGUGCAGCUGCAGAGAACACAUCAGAGGGCUCUGCUUUGCAGAGAGGUGAAGCUGGCCUUUGGGUUGUGAUCCAUGGCCUUUGCAGUCCUUCAGAAACUGCAAUGAACAACCAAUUUGCUCUGGUUUGCUUGGAUGGGUUGGAAGAUGGUCGAGUUGCUGUGAAGGUGGAUGGAAUCAGUGAAACCAAGAGGAUUCUAGCCUGCAACUUAUGGGAAGUUCCCUUUUCCGAGACAAAAGUGGCUCUCAUUUCAACUCUGGAGGAUGCCAUCCAGUGGCAGUUUGUCCGAGGCUCCAGGGAACUGGCUCUAGCUCGUGUCAUGGCAGGACGGAACUGA